AGUUGCUAAUGUGUCUAUUACUCCACCAGAGUCAACCGGUGACCCCAACAACAUGACUCGCCUGGCAGAAGAAGCCCGCCAGCUAGCUGCUCGGCACAAGCAAGAAGCAGAUGACAUUGUUCGUGUGGCUAAAGAAGCAAACGACACGUCGACACAAGCAUAUAAGCUGCUCUUGGAUACACUGGCAGGGGAGAAUCAGACCAUGAAUGACAUCGGUGACCUUAAUAGGAAGUAUAACCAGGCAAAAGACAUUUCCCGAGAUCUAGAAAAGCAGGCAAACAAAGUCCAUGCAGAUGCUGAGGAGGCUGGGAAUAAGGCCCUGCAGAUCUAUGCCAACCUCACCAGUCUGCCAUCUAUAGACUCUGAGGAGCUAGAGAAUGAGGCGAAUAAGAUCAAGAAGGAAGCCAGAGAAUUGGAUCAGCUCAUUAACAGGAAGCUGAAGGAUUAUGAGGACCUAAGAGAAGACAUGAAAGGGAAAGAGCUGGAAGUACAGAACCUUUUGGAGAAGGGCAAGACUGAACAGCAGACUGCUGAUCAGCUCUUGGCUCGAGCAGAUGCUGCCAAGGCUCUGGCUGAAGAAUCCGCCAAGAAGGGGAGCAACACACUCCAGGAGGCCAAUGACAUUCUCAGCAACUUGAAAGACUUCGACAAGAGAGUGAAUGAUAACAAGACUGCCGCUCAGGAGGCUCUAAGGAGAAUUCCUGCCAUUACCCAGACCAUCUUGGAGGCCAACAAUAAGACACGGCAAGCGGAAUUGGCACUAGGCAACGCUGCUGCGGAUGCCAGAGAAGCAAAGAACAAAGCUGCUGAUUCUGAGAGAAUUGCUAAUUCUGUGCAGAAGAAUGCUGCUUCAACAAAAGCUGAUGCUGACAAGACCUUCUCCACUGUUGCCGAGUUGGACAAAGAAGUGGGUGACAUGUUGCAGCAGCUGGAUGCAGCAGAGAAAGAGCUAAAGGCGAAACAGGAAAGCGCUGAUCAAGAUAUGAUGAUGGCAGGAAUGGCUUCAGAGGCAGCUCAGGAAGCAGAAGCCAAUGCAAGGAAAGCAAAGACCUCUGUUAGCAGCUUGCUGAGCAUGAUUAAUGACCUCCUUGAGAAGCUGGGGCGUGUGGAACCUGUGGACUUGAGCAAACUGAAUGAGAUUGAGGAUACUUUGAACACUGCCAAAAACCAGAUGAGGGACAAUGAUUUGGACCGGAAAGUCUCUGAUCUGGAGAAGGCAGCUGAAAAGCAAGCCAGUGCCAUCAGUGAAUAUGACAGGGACAUUAACACCAUUAGGAAAGACAUUAGCAAUUUAGAGGACAUCAAGAAGACCUUACCAACUGGCUGUUUCAACACCCCAUCCAUUGAAAAACCCUAAGGAUGUGCUAAAGGCCGGGGGGGGGGCGUUACCUCAAUGACUGGUGGAGCAGUUCUUUUGGCUGUGGAGUGCCUUAAUUCCUAGGUUACCUUCUUCAGGACCCCCACCUCAUCUCCCACAUAGCUAUCAGUCCUUUCUUUCCCAAUUCAAGGGAGAAAAUUGCAAGUUUCUGAAUGAACGCAAAUUGAAUAUCCAGCCUUUGGGCAUCAGAAGGGUUUAAAGAUAUGAAAUGUAUACACUUCCUUGCUCAAAACACUCCUUUUUCUCCUCUUCUCCCAGAAAAGACUCCCCUUUGAUUUGCAUAAUGAUGUGAAAUAUUAUGGACUG
This is a messenger RNA of Lacerta agilis (Sand lizard), 1684 nucleotides long. RefSeq names its product laminin subunit gamma-1-like. NCBI's taxonomy places the organism in Eukaryota, Metazoa, Chordata, Lepidosauria, Squamata, Lacertidae. The transcript has 10 exons. The record is from RefSeq and is a predicted model, not a curated record. The coding region runs from base 53 to 1357 and encodes 434 amino acids.